ACCAUCUGGUCGACAGCAUUGAUCAUCUCUCAGUCCGUUACACAUCCCAGUCCAAGAAUGACGUUAAAAUUGUUCCUCUUACUCACAACUGCAGUGCUAAUCUCUGCCAAAACAACAACGCAAUCUCGCAAGUAUGACGCCAUCGAUCCAAGGAUCAUACAUUUGCUAGAAUCCAGCCCAACUGACGAUGACGGCCGUAUAGGAACGGUGCGGCUGGAUGGCCAAUCUUGGGAUGUACACACAACGCUGGAAGUUGCUAAGGAUCUGCUUCAGAAAGGAAUUGGAACACGAGUGCUGACCCGAGGUUGUAACUAUAUGAGCAGCGAGUGCUAUUGGCCCCCGAGAAAUGCUAACUAUAUUGGAAACUUUAUAUUGUUGGGCACUUGGGGACAGGGAACGGAGAAAGCUGGGAAGAAAAUCUACGAUUUGCAAGACUACGAGGCUUACUUGGAACAUCUUAAACGGAAUAAGUUGCAGGAAUAGAAAAUGUGAACUAUGAAACAUUUUUGGAGGAAUUCUUUAUUCAGUUUUAAAAAUAAUAAAAACUGGUAAAAAA
This is a messenger RNA of Uranotaenia lowii, 556 nucleotides long. RefSeq lists its product as uncharacterized. NCBI's taxonomy places the organism in Eukaryota, Metazoa, Arthropoda, Insecta, Diptera, Culicidae. The transcript is spliced from 2 exons. Bases 58 to 483 code for a protein of 141 amino acids. The record is from RefSeq and is a predicted model, not a curated record.